UGCAAACUGACUGCUUCCGUACUCCCAACCAGGGUCAUCCAACUCCAGAUAGUAUACGAAGAGUUGAGAGCCAGGCUACUCAUUACAAACGGGGAAGAGGACCAAUACGCCGCUCUCAGUCAUCACUGGCCUUCUUCGACCUCAUUGACAGUUACCACAGGUAACUUGGAACAAUUAAAGCAGGGGAUCAAUCUUUCCGAGUUAUCACGCACCUUUCGGGACGCAUUUGAAAUCGCCGCCGGGGUAGGACUCCAGUAUAUCUGGAUUGACGCCCUUUGUAUCCUCCAGGAUGACGCUCACGACUGGGCCAGGGAAUCUGCCAAGAUGGGCGAUGUUUACCGGCACGCCCAUAUCACGAUCAACGCCUUUGCGUCGGCAGAUGACAAUGGACAAUGCACCACGGCAUACGUACCUACUGCAUUGGUGGAUUAUGCAUGCCGGGUCGGGGAAGAAGUGUAUGUCCAUGAGGAGGAUGGUGGACUCGCUAACGUCUACGAGGUUGAGGGUGUCAUUCAGACACGGGGAUGGGUUUUCCAGGAAGAGCAGCUUUCCCCACGACGUCUGUACUGUGGAAAACACCAUCUGGUCUGGAAGUGUGCGGAAAUGUGGGCGAGAAACGACAGGCCAUGUGGAUUUUCCGGGGAAGUCUUUGAUAAACCCUUCAUGUCUACCUACCCAUGUUCGAAUUGGAAGUUCGCGUAUCGCCAAUGGCGCCAGAUGGUGCAAGACUAUACCAGGCGCAACCUGACCGAUCCUGCCAAGGACAAGCUUCCAGCCAUAUCUGGUUUGGCCGCGGUCUUUGAACAACACUUUCCAGGUCAUCGUAUUGGAGAUUACCUCGGCGGAAUAUGGCGAGGCGAUCUAUACCGUAGCCUCCUCUGGUACCGUGCCGGUAACGCUAUCGACCGAGAUCGACGCAUUGAUGGGCCAUCUUGGUCUUGGGCUUCGUGGGACGGUCCGAUUGAUUUUGUCUUGGAAGACGACAAUGCCGGUUGGCCGACGAGGAUGACAUGGCCACCUCAAAAGAAAUACCCAUGCAAGGUGCGAGAGGCAACAACGACCUUGACGGAUCCGGAAAACAAGUAUGGUCGAGUAUCAUCGGGCAGAAUGACCAUCAAAGGAAAGGUGCUCAUGAACGCGGGGAGGUUGGGCGAACAAUCCGGAAACACAAGGCCAGCGGAUCCAGAGAUCCAUCUGGACUAUGACGAUACCUUUCCAGAGGAUAGCGUUUUACUCCCCAUCACCCAUCGAUCGGGGCUACUGCUGAGGGUGGUUCCGUGGAGUGCCCAUGAGGCGAUACCGGUCUAUCGGCGGAUCGGAUUGUGUAUACGCCCAGCAAACAAUGACGAUUUUUACUGGAUGCGUGGCGCUCGGUGGGAAACCCACGAACUGACUCUGGAAUAGCUUCCUUCACUUCACCAAGAGGGGGAUGGAG
Molecule: messenger RNA, 1435 nt
Organism: Aspergillus caelatus
Lineage: Eukaryota; Fungi; Ascomycota; Eurotiomycetes; Eurotiales; Aspergillaceae
Exons: 1
Coding region: 325-1404 (359 amino acids)
Source: RefSeq, a predicted model, not a curated record